Pelobates fuscus (common spadefoot toad) is the source of this 636-nucleotide messenger RNA. RefSeq names its product gamma-crystallin-3-like. Bases 48 to 572 code for a protein of 174 amino acids. The transcript is spliced from 3 exons. NCBI's taxonomy places the organism in Eukaryota, Metazoa, Chordata, Amphibia, Anura, Pelobatidae. Gene Ontology annotation, biological process: visual perception; lens development in camera-type eye. Gene Ontology annotation, molecular function: structural constituent of eye lens. The record is from RefSeq and is a predicted model, not a curated record.
GUGUGUAACAGCAGAACUUGCUUGAGCAAAUCAACUCACCACUGAAAAUGGGAAAGAUCAUCUUCUACGAGGAUCGUAACUUUCAGGGACGCUCUUUCGAUUGCAACUCUGAGUGUCCAGAUUUGUCCUCAUAUUUUCACCGCUGCAAUUCCAUCCGUGUAGAAAAUGGAAACUGGAUCUUGUACGAGCAACCCAACUUUAGAGGAUACCAGUAUUACCUUAGCAGAGGAGAAUAUCCUAAUUUUCAGCAAUGGAUGGGUUUCAAUGAUUCCAUCAAAUCAUGUCGUUUAAGCCCACAGCACCAUGGCUCAUUCAGACUGAAGAUCUAUGAAAAGGAUAAUUUCCAAGGUCAGAUAUUGGAAUUUGCUGAAGAUUGUCCUAAUGUCUAUGAGAGAUUCCGUCACCAUGACAUCCACUCCUGCCAUAUAUUUCAUGGAUACUGGAUGUUCUAUGAGGAACCUAAUUACAGGGGGCGCCAGUAUUACCUGAGGCCAGGAGACUAUAGAAAAUAUACUGAUUGGGGUGCCAUGAACUCAAAAAUUGGCUCUUUCAGAAGACUCUAUGAUUUCUAAUAAAAUAUAGUUCUGUUUAUUUCAUUGUAAAAUGUUGAAUUCAUUAAAUUUCCUAAAACAUUAA